Magnolia sinica is the source of this 2133-nucleotide messenger RNA. RefSeq lists its product as uncharacterized. The transcript is spliced from 5 exons. Lineage: Eukaryota; Viridiplantae; Streptophyta; Magnoliopsida; Magnoliales; Magnoliaceae. The record is from RefSeq and is a predicted model, not a curated record. Bases 354 to 1832 code for a protein of 492 amino acids.
UUCACUCUCUGUCUCUCUCUCAGGUUUUUGCAAUCUCAGCAGCAGCAGCAGCAGCUUCCUCCCUCUCUCUCUCUCUCUCUCUGCAAAUGGCGACGGCGAUCGAUUGCAGAAUCGUACGGACACCUGUCUGAUCUGCUCUCCACCCAAACCUCCCGAUUCAACCACUCCUGUCUUCGAAGGGUGCUGCAGUUUGUUCGCGAUGUCUACACUUUCAUGUUGAUGCCAGUAGAUUUGGAUCCUUAAGUUGAAUCUGGUGCGCUCUUUGGACAUAGUUAGAGUAUUGGUUUUGAAACACUGAAGGGACUGGUGGCGUUGGGUGCAUAGUUUUCCAUCUGACCGUUAACAAAGGAUCCAUGGGUUCCAGAUUCCCAUCCCAUCAGCUCAGCAAUGGCCUCUAUGUUUCAGGGAGGCCUGAGCAGCAAAAGGAGAGGCUUCCUACAAUGAGCUCUACUGCCAUGCCCUAUACGGGUGGAGAUAUCAAGAAAUCUGGGGAACUUGGAAAAAUGUUUGAUAUUCCUGUAGAUGGCUCAAAGUCGAGGAAGUCUGGUCCUAUAGGUAAUGCUCCCUCAAGGACUGGAUCAUUUGGAGGUGCUGCUUCGCAUUCAGGACCGAUCAUGCCUAAUGCUGCAGCCCGGGUUAGCUAUUCCACCUCUGCUUCUUUUUCAUCUGCAGGGAUGCCGGGAUCUGCUUCAAUGGUGACAGGAGGAUCAAAUAGACAAAAGUCCAAUUCUGGUCCCCUUAGACAUGGGGAUUCUGUUAAGAAGUCAUCUGGUCCGCAAUCUGGAGGGGUCACCCCAGUUGUUCGCCAAAAUUCUGGCCCUCUCGCCCCAGUGCUCCCUGCCACGGGUCUCAUUACAUCUGGACCUAUUUCUUCUGGGCCACUUAAUUCUUCCGGUGCCCCUCGGAAAGUAUCUGGUCCACUGGACUCCAUGGGGUCUGCCAAGCUACAUAGCAUUUCUAUCGUUCACAACCAAGCAGUCACUAAUCUGAGCAAGGAGGAUGACUAUUCCUUCAAGAGGAGCUUUCCGAAGCCAAUAUUGUGGUCGGCUAUUCUGCUUUUUGUAAUGGGAUUCAUUGCAGGUGGUUUCAUACUCGGAGCUGUCCACAAUGCCAUUCUUCUUGUUGUUGUUGUGGUUCUAUUUGGGAUUGUGGCUGCAGUUUUCACUUGGAAUACUUGCUGGGGACGGAGAGCUGUCACAGGUUUUAUUGGCCGUUAUCCGGAUGCCGAGCUUAGGACUGCUAAAGAUGGGCAGUAUGUCAAAGUCUCCGGGGUAGUUACAUGUGGAAAUGUGCCCCUUGAGUCAUCCUUUCAAAAGGUCUCUAGAUGUGUGUAUACAUCUACAGGUUUAUAUGAGUAUAGGGGAUGGGAUUCAAAGGCUGCUAAUGCUACACACCGCCGUUUUACCUGGGGUCUCAGAUCUCUAGAGAGGCAUGUUGUCGACUUUUACAUCUCUGAUUUUCAGUCCGGUUUGAGAGCAUUAGUUAAAACUGGCUAUGGUGCAAGGGUGACUCCGUACGUCGACGAGUCUAUUGUUGUCGACAUCAAUCAGAAGAACAGAGAAUUGUCUCCGGAAUUCGUCAGGUGGUUGGGAGAGAGGAACCUUUCAAGUGAUGAUCGUGUGAUGCGCUUGAAAGAAGGGUACAUCAAAGAAGGGAGCACUGUCAGCGUCAUGGGAGUGGUCCAAAGGAAUGAUAAUGUGCUCAUGAUCGUCCCGCCUCCCGAGCCUCUUUCUACAGGGUGCCAAUGGGCAAACUGCAUUCUCCCGGCGAGCCUCGAGGGAAUUGUUCUGAGAUGUGAGGACACUUCAAAGAUUGAUGUCAUACCGGUGUAGGCAGGGCUGGUUUUGUUUAGGUACGCGAUUUGCAGAUUUGUUUCUUGGGUCGAUGAUGACGAUCAUGGUGGGUCGUGGGUCCAGUUCGAAGCUGGUUUGCUUUCAACUUCGUUGUAUAGCUUUGUGCUUUUCUUUUCUUUUUUCUUUUCUUUUUUCUUUUUUUUUUUCCUUUUUUCUUUUUUUUCUUCAUUUUUAAGGCUUGGGAGGCUUUUGUAAUGAGGAUGGAUUGAAUACUAUAGUGGGGGGAAUGUUGAUGUGUUUGAAGAGGAUUGAGAAAUGUUUUGGGAAGUAUUUGAGUAAA